AUGCCUCCUCGUUUCUGGACUGCGCUGUGCGCCUUCUCACUCGGUCAUGCUGUUCUCGCGGCACGACAGAUCGCGCCCCGUGCGACAGCCAGCCUGGAUGGCUGGCUAGCCAAGGAGACGACUGUAGCGAGAACGGGUAUUCUUGAUAAUAUCGGCUCUAAUGGCGCGUAUGCGAAGAGCGCCAAGUCCGGGAUCGUGAUUGCCAGUCCGAGUACGGACAAUCCAGACUACUACUACACGUGGACCCGUGAUUCUGCGUUGGUUAUGAAGACCCUCGUGGAUCUUUUUAAGAACGGGGACUCCGACCUGCUCUCGAUCAUCGAAGAGUAUAUCAACGCCCAGGCACACAUUCAAACGGUCUCCAACCCAUCGGGAGAUCUGUCCAGCGACGAGACGGCGUUCACUGGCUCUUGGGGUCGUCCCCAGCGCGACGGCCCUGCUUUGCGUGCUAGUGCUAUGAUUGCAUUUGGACAGUGGUUGAUUGAGAACGGCUACACCACCACGGCAACAGAUAUUGUCUGGCCCAUUGUGCGCAACGAUCUGUCCUACGUCGCACAGCACUGGAACAGCUCUGGCUAUGACCUCUGGGAAGAAGUCAACGGUGAAUCCUUUUUCACAACAGCCGUCCAGCACCGUGCUCUGGUUGAAGGUAGCAAAUUUGCCAGCCAGGUCGGAUCGUCCUGCUCGUAUUGCGAUUCCCAGGCCCCUCAAGUCCUCUGUUUUCUGCAAUCCUACUGGACAGGCUCCUACACCUUAGCCAACUUCGGUAGCAGUCGUAGCGGCAAGGACGCCAAUACCCUACUCGGCAGUAUUCACACCUUUGACCCAGAGGCAGGCUGCGAUGACUCCACGUUCCAGCCAUGCUCAUCUCGUGCUCUGGCCAACCACAAGGUCGUGACUGACUCGUUCCGCGGGAUCUACACUGUCAACUCGGGAAAAACUGCUGGCCAAGCUGUUGCCGUCGGUCGGUAUCCUGAGGACUCCUACUAUAAUGGCAAUCCCUGGUAUCUCUGCACGAUGGCAGCUGCUGAGCUACUCUAUGACGCACUGUACCAAUGGAACAAGGCUGGGUCAUUGACAAUCAGCGCCACCUCGCUCGGUUUCUUCACUGAUUUGUACAGUUCUGCGACCCCUGGAACCUAUUCUUCUUCGAGUGCGACGUAUUCUUCCAUCGUCAGUGCUGUGAAGACGUAUGCAGAUGGAUAUAUGAGCAUUACGGAACAAUACGCGUAUUCUAACGGUUCUUUAUCCGAACAAUUCGACAAAUCUAAUGGCAUCCCCACGUCUGCGCGCGACCUAACUUGGUCCUACGCUGCCCUCCUUACAGCGAACAUGCGUCGGAAUUCCGUUGUUCCUCCCGCGUGGGGCGAGGCCUCUGCCAGUAGUGUCCCAGCUACUUGUGUCGCUACCUCUGCGUCUGGGACAUAUAGUACAGCAACGAAUACAAAAUGGCCGAGCGCACUGACAAGUGGGACUGGCGGAACCACCACCACCACAACUACGAGUAAGUCGACUACAACAAGCACCACCUGCACGACCCCAACCUCUGUGGCGGUAACCUUCGACCUUCUUGCGACAACAACCUACGGCGAGAACGUCAGAUUGACGGGUUCAAUUCCGGCGCUUGGUAACUGGGACCCGAGCAGUGCGGUUGCACUGAGCGCUUCUAAGUAUACUUCGUCGACCCCCCUUUGGUAUGCUAUUGUAAACCUUCCUGCAGGUCAGGUCUUCCAGUAUAAGUAUAUCCGGGUAGAGAGUGAUGGUUCUAUUGAGUGGGAGAGCGAUCCUAAUCUGGCGUAUACUGUUCCUGCUGCUUGCACGACUGCGGUUACCCUUAGUGAUACUUGGCGUUGA
Messenger RNA from Penicillium chermesinum, 1854 nucleotides. Its product is annotated as putative glucan 1,4-alpha-glucosidase. The transcript has 6 exons. Gene Ontology annotation, molecular function: glucan 1,4-alpha-glucosidase activity; starch binding. Lineage: Eukaryota; Fungi; Ascomycota; Eurotiomycetes; Eurotiales; Aspergillaceae. Gene Ontology annotation, biological process: polysaccharide catabolic process. The coding region runs from base 1 to 1854 and encodes 617 amino acids. Gene Ontology annotation, cellular component: fungal-type vacuole. The record is from RefSeq and is a predicted model, not a curated record.